Molecule: messenger RNA, 1392 nt
Organism: Capsella rubella
Lineage: Eukaryota; Viridiplantae; Streptophyta; Magnoliopsida; Brassicales; Brassicaceae
Product: F-box protein At3g62230
Exons: 1
Coding region: 1-1392 (463 amino acids)
Molecular function (GO): protein binding
Source: RefSeq, a predicted model, not a curated record
AUGGAUGCCGGGAACGAUGGAGUUGACCUAAUCUCUAUGCUGUCGGAUUUUCUCUUAGUCCUCAUUGUUUCUCGCCUAUCCUUUAAGGAUUGCUUGAAAACAAGCGUUCUUUCCAAACGCUGGAAUCACAUUCAUCGUGAAGGUAGAAACAUUCGCUUUAAUGAGCGUGAGAUCACGCGCACUUAUCCGGCGGAAGAUGAUCUUCAUACGAAAAGGGCUCGGUUCGUUCAGUACAUGGUAGAAUGGGUGUCCCUUUAUGCCGGUGGGAUUAUCGAAAGUUUCGAGCUCACAUUUUCAAAACCUGUUGGUUUCGAAGAAGAAAUGAAGACUCUCAUUGAUUUCGCAGCCAGUAGGAAGGUCCAGAAUCUUGUUCUUGACUUCUCCGACAGGCAGUGGGUUAACAGAGAAGAAGUCGAAGCAACUGAAGCAGCCAACAUGAUUCAAAUUCCGGAGAGCUUUUACAAUCUAACCACCCUCGUGACGUUGAAGCUGCUCGCUUGCCGGUUCGAACCAUCAAAGCUUGCCGGAGCGGCUUCGGUAGUGACCCUUUAUUUUGGCUGGAUGCAACUAACGAUGUUCUCGGCUUUGUUGUUAAAAACACCUCUUCUGGAGAGCCUAAGCAUUAAGCGUUGCUGGAACGUUGGUCUUGAAGCAAUCACCGGGUACAACAGCCGGCUGCUCAGGUUGGUGUUCAAGAACUGUGGCUUUGCGGUACAGUCUUCUACACUUGAGUUGCCAAGUAUUCUGGAGUUUAAGUAUGCUGGAAGAGUCCAUUUCUUUGGAUUGAGUAAUGUGAAUAAGAGUGUGGAUGAGGUCUCUUUGGAUUUUGGUCGAGAGUCAGUUUACCAUGAAGGCCUUGGAAAUCAGCUUCGUGAUCUCCUCUCCAACCUUGCAUCGGCGAAGACAAAAACGAUCUGUCCUUUUCUCAUUCAAGUGAUCCAGAGUGCGUAUCCACUUCGUCUAAAAGCCGAGAUGGAGACUAGGCAAUUGGUGCUCAAGACGAAUCUUGAACCCAUUGAGUUUACAGGAAUCAGUUUCAUGAUCAAAAGCUGUGCUUAUCUUGAGACCUUAACAUUUCAGCUAGUUGUGUCCAUGCCUGUCCAGAUGAUGGUACCUCACGUCGACGCAGAAACCUUUUGGAGUUUUAGCGACGCGCAUGCGUGUAUGAUAAAUACACUUAAAAACAUUGAGAUUUGGAACUUUUGCGGCGGGAGACAUGAAAUGGAGGUUCUCAAAUAUCUGAUUCGGCUCUGUCGUGUGUUGGACCGAGUUGAUAUUUAUCUGCCAAUGGGACUCACUGAGGAUCAAUCGGAUCGUUUUCGUGCAGCAGCCGAAGAGGUGGGCACAACGUUCGAGAGAGGCUCGGAGGAGAUGACCAUCUAUCUGCACUAA